AGAAACUUUCCUGCGUGCGUUUUCCGCAUGCUCAAUCUGGAAGGUCUGUGCUUUUGGAACAGGGUAAAUAUGAUGGUCAGUAUAGAAGGAACGGAACAGUGAAACAGACGAAGACGAAGACGGCACGAUGCGGAUGCUAUUCCCAUCUUGUGUGUCGAUGGUGGGGACAUGCUCAGACCAUGACUAGCGUUUGCGAGUGACUUGAUUCGGACUUGAUGCGGUGUGGUGAUCCACUCUAGGUCUAAUUGGAAGAAAUGGCCUGAUCCAGGUCGGACUGGAGGUUCUCAGCUGAGAGUAAAAACUCAGAAAAUCUUCAAGCUUCCUCAAUCUCACUCACUAAAUUAUCGAUCCAAUCGAGACUGCAAGCGUUCUCGCCGACAAACAUUUAUCAGCUGAAACUGAGAUGGGGCGAAAAUUGCAAGUGGCUGUAGUUUUAUUCGACGGUGUGUCUGCUCUUGAUGCGACUGCACCUUACGAGUGUCUGCAGCUUCUGCCCAACACCGAGGUAGUCUUUGUUUCGCACACAGUCGGUGCUCACAAGGACGCUCUGGGCUAUCUGUCGCUUAAUUCCACUCACACGUUUCACGAGGUCUCUCUACCAGACAUCGUCAUAGUUCCGGGUGGACUCGGAAUCAAAAAGCUCCUGAAAGAUCUGGUGGUUCUGGACUGGCUGCAACAGGUUAACGACACAACGCUGUUCACAGCGUCGGUGGGAUCAGGAUCACUGCUUCUGGCGGAAGCAGGCUUGUUGACUGGACUGUCGGCCACCACUCACUGGGCUGCCCUUGAAGCACUGGAGAAACAAGGCGUGAAGGUCGCCAAGGGCCGCGUUGUGCAGCAGGGGAAGAUCAUUACAGCAGCAGGUCCGACUUCUGGUAUCGAGAUGGGCAUACUGCUGGCAUCAUUAGCUACAAACAAGGACUUUGCGAAGAGCGUGGAGCUGAUCCUCGAAUACGAUCCGCAACCGCCUUUUAACACCGGAUCCACGACCAAGGCCGGCGCUGAACUCACUGCCAAAGCUACGACCAUGCUGUAUGCGAACGAGCUCAAGGCGUCGAACCUCUAAUCUCGCGCACCCUGCGAAGAUCAUGGAGUGCUGUAUGAUAGAGAAUACCAGUGAUUUUUAUAUGAUGGCUUGGAUUGUACGAGAGCAGCAGGUGCGUGUUACGUUUCCAUGAAUUGACAGGUCUAGUAAGCUCUUACUGGCUGAUUCCGUGGGGAGGAAGACACAGCUAGCACAUGCGUUGCUGUUAAAACCUUCGUCUUCAUCUCGUGUGUACGUGCUCUCGUACGCACAUCUCUCUCUGCUUGUUCGAGAUUCCUGUCCGAUCGAUAGUCACUGCCCAAGUUUUCAUCGAGCGCAAAUCUAGAAUCUGCGAUCAGACUCCAACGAAACUAGACAUUUGCCUCAAACGCAGAUUGGCAGCAGAUGACAACAGACUUACAAGCAACGAUGCUGCAGCGGAUCCGGACGAAUUAUUCUUCUCGUCUUCCGCCUCAUCUGCUUUGCCUUGUGAAUAGCAGUUCUAUCCAUGAAGAGGUGUGCAGUGUAUGUGUCGCCCCAAAUUGUACAAGUUUUGUUCGAUUUGCACUCUGGCGAUCGGUCGAUGGCAAGGUCCAGGAGUUUUUAACCUUCCCUAGACUUUGGAACCAGAGCCCCGGCCUGCAGCCUCCUGCGCCAAGAAACUUGUCACAUGAUUGGCAUAAGAUGGUCAUAAUAAAAUUCGGCAUUUACCUUCUGUUGGAAGUGCUUUUUGCUCUAAGAUUUGUGCUCUUUUGGAUUAGUCCAGUUCUGCUCAAG
This is a messenger RNA of Marchantia polymorpha subsp. ruderalis, 1801 nucleotides long. The record is from the annotation of a GenBank genome assembly. NCBI's taxonomy places the organism in Eukaryota, Viridiplantae, Streptophyta, Marchantiopsida, Marchantiales, Marchantiaceae.